CCCUCUUUUCCUUUUUCUUUUCUUUAAUUCUUCGAGUCUUCUUUUUUAGCUUUCUAUGCUUUCUGUUUGCUUUAAGUGCUUUUUCAUUUUUCUCUGUCAAAGUGUCAAUAGCUUCAUAUAGGUCUGGUUGGUUCCUGGGAAAUUUCAAGAGAAAGUAAAAAAGGAAACUUGAGUGUUCUUAUUUACUAGUUUGCGAAGAAAUGAGAUGUUGCAGAAUGCCAAGUCUUUUCCUUUUUCUUUGCGUUCUCUACUUAUCUGCCAAAACAGAAUAAUUUUUUUGUUGUUAUAUUGUUCUAAAUUACUGGCUAUUUGUUAACUGUUUGAUCUUUUACACUUUUUGUGUUUCUACUGUAAUAGUUUCAUCUAGAUCUGAGAUAAUUCUCGUCAAAUUAUAAAAUCCUGUCGCAGUUUUCUUUGAGCUGCCACCGAGUAUUUUCCUUCUUGAUUUUUAAGGCAAUGCGAAUAUCAGUUUAUCUGAGGAUUAUGGAAAAUGCACUAAAUUAAUCAAUACCUUUUCUUUUAAAGCUUAGAAGAUUGGGUCAUGCUGGGAAAAUCAGUACUCUGGAUUUCUUUUUGGUGAUAUGAAGUAGUGACACCGUAAUCAUACCACUUUUUUGAUUUUGAGUGGAAUUCGAUUCCCAGUUUCCUGAUUGUUUACAGCUUGAAUGGAAUCGCCUUCAGUUUAUGAAGAACUGUGGAGUUCAUGGAAGUGGGGAACUGGCUUUAAUUGAUUGUUGGCCUUCCCUCUAAAAGAAAAUAUGAAAUUCGGUUCAAGGAAAGGAUGGAAAUCCAUCAUGCCCCUUCGCUUGAAAGGCAAAUCAGCCACCCGCUUUUCUUUGUUCCCCAAACAAAGGUCAACUGGCUAUGGUCCAGGAAAUGCACCUGUUUAUCUUAAUGUGUAUGAUUUGACACCCAUGAAUGGCUAUGUCUAUUGGGCAGGCCUAGGCAUCUUUCACUCCGGUGUGGAAGUUCAUGGUGUAGAAUAUGCAUUUGGAGCUCAUGACUACCCGACAAGUGGUGUUUUUGAGGUGGAACCUCGACAAUGCCCAGGCUUCAAGUUCAGAAAGUCGAUAUUCAUUGGGACCACAUGCUUGGAUCCCAUUCAGGUCAGGGAGUUCAUGGAGCGGCAUGCUGCAAGUUACCAUGGUGAUACAUACCACUUGAUUGUUAAAAAUUGUAACCAUUUCUGCAGAGACAUUUGUUACAAGCUAACUGGGAAAGCAAUUCCAAAAUGGGUAAAUCGACUGGCAAAGAUAGGUUCAGUAUGCAACUGCAUACUUCCUGAAUCUCUAAAGAAAUCUGCUGUGCGACAUGAUCCUAAUAGCCAACCCUAUGAUAGUGAAAGGAGAAGGUUGAGAAGUGCUUUCUGCAGCCUGUCUUCAAUCUCGAUGCGACAAAAGCAAUUGUCUACUUCUUCAAUGUUUCUACAAUCACCCUUGAAAGGCUGCUUGCCAUGGGAGCUGAGAAGGUCUAUCAAUGGUUCCUUGAAGGAAAGAUGAAAGAAUAUGCAGAGAGGCUCUUAAUGAUCUGUGGGUAUUCUGUUGAUAAGCUGAUGGAGGGAGCAGCUGAAACAAAUGGUUCAUUCUUCUGCUGUGAAAACCAUUAGGAUGCUAAUUUUUAGUUCUCAAAUAGCCUGAGAGCAAGCUUUGCCAGAUCAACCCAACGCCUUUGUUUAAGUGUUAUGAAGUUGUGUUUCAUCCUUUUCUUUUCGUGUCAAUUGCCAUCCUCGCUAAUACUUGUAGAAGUUAUGCUCGUUCCUCGCUCAUGUUUUGUUACCACUGCCCGUUUCUGUUUGUAUAUACGACUAAAAUUCCUUCCCUGAAGAGCGAAUUUUUAUUAUUUUUCUCCCUAUGUUGAUGGAUGGAAAUUCAAAUUAAGACAAUAAUUUCAUGAGAGAUGCAAUGGAA
Molecule: messenger RNA, 1907 nt
Organism: Jatropha curcas
Lineage: Eukaryota; Viridiplantae; Streptophyta; Magnoliopsida; Malpighiales; Euphorbiaceae
Product: PPPDE putative thiol peptidase family protein
Biological process (GO): protein deubiquitination
Molecular function (GO): deubiquitinase activity
Source: RefSeq, a predicted model, not a curated record